Messenger RNA from Amoebophrya sp. A25, 6978 nucleotides. The record is from the annotation of a GenBank genome assembly. Lineage: Eukaryota; Dinophyceae; Syndiniales; Amoebophryaceae.
AGGGCAGUACGAAUUAGACGCAUGGUGCAAUGAUCUUGAGUUCCACUGUUGCAGCAAAGUUUGUAACUCUACGUAUAGCUUCUACAAAAAAUGGUAACAUCAUCUACAUCAGCAGCACCGGAGCCGACUUCUGGUUUGCUUGUCGGGACAUCGCCUGCAUGCUCCAGCAAGAUGUCGUUGGAGAGCCUCGUGUCAGCACAUAAUAUGCCGAUAGAGUUAUGGCUAUGGAGAAUUCCAUUGCAUUUCGUUAUUCUUAUAUCAAAUGGCUAUCCAAUAACGGCAAUAGUAACAAUCACUGGCAAUUAUUAGUAAUCAAUAUAACGCAAUGGAAUAAAGGUAAUAUGGCUAUUAUAUCGUCAACAUUACAUUUAUCGUUAUUGAGAAUGGCUAUAUCAUUUGAGCAUCCAGAUCCAUCGGCAAGCAAGAGCAUCAUGUUGUUUAUUCUAUCGGAAAAAAUGAUGUUGUAUAUUCUAUUGGAAUACUUCUAGAUCUACUACGUACAGUAGGUUGUAAAUGUUGCAUCCUGGAUGAUCUAAUCCCUGGCCUCACCCCGGAAGAGAUGGAAGACGUGCAUGGCAUUCCCUACAUCAACAAGUACUGCGCCACCCAUCACAAGAACGCUUUUGUUUGCAGCUUUCUGAAAGAAAAGGGGAGAAUAUUGACGGCUGAUCGGGACUAUGAGGAAGGGGAUGUUGUCAUGGAAGAACCACCAUUGCACUUAAGGCUUAUUAUUCGGGAAUUAUCUUCCGUUUUCUUGAAAAGCAUCUUGGUUGCGCGGAACCCCCUUUAGAUGAAUCUAUGGGAACGUGCGGCACCCUCUACAAAUCAAUGGGAAAAAUAACGCGAAGUAGAUGACUUUCAAGACGAGGAUCUAAUACACAUAGUACACGAGACAAAAAAAAGCCUAUACAUGACGAAGCUGAAGGCCUUAUAUGCAGACAAGGGCUUGGAUUAUGAACCUUUGUGGUACUGGUGUGCGCUCAAUUCACUGACGGAUGAAGACCUGGUAACAAGAUUAGAUUAUUUCUUUCGUUGCUUAUGUGGUGUUUCUAUCAGUUGGUCUUCGUGCUCUUCUAACUUGAAGGUACAUGAUGAAGGCUAACAAGACCUCUUUACUACUAGAGCACAGAGGUACCAUGACAUGACAUCUCUUUACAUACAUUCGUUGCUUAUGGUCAAUUUGAGAAUUUCUUUUUGAACUUUCCGUUCGGUUGGGAACAACAAGAACAACUGAUCACAGGCUGGCCGUGUAAUCCUUGCCGCGGAUCCAGAUGGGCCUCCAGCGACGCUGAAAACGAUAAGCAAGGAACAGCAGUAUCGCCUCUUGCUGCUCUAUCUUAAGAUUUCCUCAUAGAUGAAGCGUAUUUGAAGACAAAGAAGAUAUUUCACUGCUGCGGAGUUAUUUCUUCUCUCACGACAAGCGAGAAGUCACAAGCGAAAGUGAAAUUGACAUGCGUCGACUACGUUUCUUUUCUAGGAUCCACUCGGAAUUCCAUUCUUCUAAAUACCAUGGAGACAUCGGGAAGCCCAGCGAGGACGUUAGUCUGAUAGUAGAGACACUAGAGCUAGGCCAGGAUCCUGCCCUUGCACUGCUGCUGGAGCGACUUCUGCAGGUGCUCCUAGAAGAAGUUUUAUCGCAUACUGAGUGCUCCUAGAUGAAGUUUUAUCGCAUACAGUUAACUGAGUUUGCCGUCCGUGUCCAUGUGGUCCAUUCUGAUCCUAUCUUCGAUGUUACUCACUUUGAAUUGGAAACCAUGUCCAUUCUGAUUCUAUCGAUGUUACUCACUUUGAAUUGGAAACCAUGAUGUCCUCCACUGACUCUUCUAAGAAAAAACACUCGCAGGUCUGGAUCUUGAACUGUUUCGAGCACAGUGAGAAUCCGUUGGGGUAUUCGACUUAUUUUAUGUCUUCCUUCAUGUCCCAUUCCUGCCUACCGAAUGUGGUCUGGCACUACCGUGACGACUCGCUCUUCGUCCUACGAGCUAGAAGAAAAGUGCGAAAAGGCGACGAAAUUUGUUGUAGUUAUCUGGCGGAAGAAGCUUUGCUUUAAGGCAGGCAUUUAAUUGAAUGUUGAUGCAAGAGCAGGAAGUAAAAUGAACUGCACCUACUUUGUUCUGUACCUUUCUGGCAAGAUGUUGUAGGCGAGAACUGUAGAAGAGACUUUCUCUACAUUUCUUACAUCGACUUCAAGUCAAGGGGUUAGCAGUUUAUUCAACUUAUAUUUCAACAGCGCCUAGAACAUGGACUCUUGAGUGAGCUACCGAUUGUUUUACGAGUAUCCACUAUGAUACAUCUUUUCUAAUCAUUGGAGUCAGCGCAAAGUCGAAGGAAUUGCCUUGAGGAGAGCAAGCAUUUCGUCUGCACUUGCGAGAGGUAAUUUAGUUUUUCGGAAUGCUACUCUGAUUAUGUUUUUCUAGUAGACCCUUGACUGAUGCUACUCUCUCAUUCAUGUCGUUCCAAACAACGUUCUACGUGUUGGCGAGCAUCAACAUAAACAGAAAACUUGGAUAAGCACACAUGACAACCCUAAAUGGACUCAGGUGUCGGAGUGGUGCUGACUUAUCGAGAGGCUUUUUGUGUCCUUGGUGCAAAGUAGGUUGUAUUUUUCCAAAUGUGGAUCAAGCGACACCGAAAUUCACCCUAACGAAAGAGGAAGACAGCACUGAUUAUGAGAGGGAGACAGCACUGAUCACAGGUCAUGUUCUGUAAUUCUUGUCACAACACACAGGAUGAUUAAUGGAACCACAGGAUGUUUGUUUUUCGUUUGUUCGCUUAUAGGUGAAAGUUUAACAUGAUAGGAGGGGCGACGUGAAACAACGUAGGCUCUCCUUUUGUAUCCAAGGGACUUAUGGCGCGUUGACUGGUCCACCCACACUUGGGUAAGUAUCUUCAAGAACUAAGUAACACCAACUUACUACAUAUUUUGAUGACCUUUAAAUAAUCUUUAAAGUCCGCUUCUUGUUCUUCUAACCUAACGAAAAUUCAGUGAUGAAAGAGCAUCAGCGGGCAGCGCCCUUUCAGUGCAAUCAAUGUGACAAAUUCCACUGGGAGAGUGACUGGGGUGGCCUAUGGAAAGCAGAAAAGGAGAGCGAAAAACUCUUCAAAAACUGGGAGACUCUGAUAGAGAAGAACAACCGAGUCUAUGGCUCUGCGCAGGGGACUGUCAAGGUACUUCUAAGCGAAAAUUCAUUCAUCGUCCGUUCCUUGACGUUCUUCUAGUGUCACGCGCAGUCUCGUCACAUUCUAGCUCUACUCGAACAAUCAAAAGAGGUACAAAGUGCUCACUCUCUCUCGAACAAAUAGUCAACAUUGAUAUAAAUAUUCGCAAUUCAUCUUCCUUGGCACCGCACCACGCCACUCUCUGUUACCACCCAAAACUCCAGUCCUUAACCGAAGCCAAGCUCCUAACCGUCCUAGAGCGAACCAAUAUGGUCUUCUCGCAACAUUGGGUGCAAGAGCGGCUCUGGUCCAUUGCACAGGAGUUCUAUGAACAAAGUCGCGACUUCGAUCGGGCAAUGCACUAUACAUUAAGGAUUACCAACUACAUCAAAUAAUUGAUACUUAACUACCUAUUUUUUAUUUUACAUUCCCCAGUAAUUUAGAAGUACUAGAGGACCAUGAAGAUCCUUGGCCCUCUUCCUACCAGAAAUAGAGGGAAGGACCCUCAUCUUCUGUAGCCGGAAUGUAAAAAUCUUUUUGCCGCUAAAUACGAGGCUGCGCAUCAAGUUUCAUCAAAACGCGUAUCCUGGAAUCAAUGGGGCGAGAGCAUGGGCUCUCGAAUCCCUCGGUGAGCUGCUGUUCAAGUCGACAAAAAGUCGGAGUUUUGGCAUGGACCAAUGUGGACGUUGGUUCCAUGAGGCGAUAGCGGUGUAUGAUGAUUAUGUUGACAUUACAUUUUGCUAAGUAACGUCGUGGCAGCGAACAAGACGAGUCGUGGCUACAUACGGUUAUACUUGAUAGUCUAUCAGUUGGCUUUCGUGCUUUUCUAACUAGAAGGUACACGAAGGCUAAUAAGACCUCUUUACUACUAGCAAAAAGUAGAGCACAGAGGUACCAUGACAUGACAGAAGUCUAUCAGGUGUAUCAGGAUCAUGCAUAACCAUAAGUAUUUUUGCGAGUAUGAUUGAUAUUGGAUAGCUGUUGUACCUUGCGGUGAUCUGGGCAACAUUCCAUUGCUCUAAAAAGAAGCCGUUUCUGUCCUCGAAGUGAUGUUCGGCAAGGGGCAUGAAUAUUGCAAGUCUGUGUUGAACAAGAGGGAGAAGGUGAUGACCAGACUGAAGCAGUGGAGCGCAGCGAAAAACGUCCAGCCGCCCGACGGCACAGACCAGAUAGGGCCACCAACGGAUCCGAUCGGCCCACCAAAAAUUUAUGAUUAUGGUCACCACCACCACUAGGGAAGCAACUUUCAAGUACUUAGCUGAGCACACUGUAACUACAAAGAAGGGGACGGGGUGGAGGUGGAUACUGUAGAUUUAGUCAUUCAUCAUGCUAGUUUCCCUCUCCAACGGAGGUACUGUCAGUCUAACAAGGACAACUUAAACCUCACUUUACUUCUACAUUCUUACUCCUUCGAAAUACUGAUCUUGGAAAGUCCUAGGUUCUAAAUCGAGGUCAACAUCAACCGUUGCCUCACAAGUAGACACUAAUCUCUCUAAAAUUAAGUUGCAGACGCAAACGGUGUGAACAAUCUUGCGGGCGGACAGUUUAGCUUUUAUCCUUCGUCAACCCCCUCACCGGAGGAGCAGAAUGAUUCGAGUUCAGAGGUAGCAGACAGUGCAGAAGAGGCAAGUUCGGAUGCAGGAUGAAGAGAGGGUCUCAAACACAGUGAUGCUUUGUUGAGAGUUUGACAUCCUUCCUCUCUUCAGUCAUCUUCUAUUUCCCUCGUAUCAUGUUUAUGUUUUUCUUUUUUCAUUCCAUUCACACUGCAUCAGCUGCAAUAAUUUCCUACUCCCUCAUCUACUAAGAUGAGUCCUAGGUCGUGGUAUACCUCAUGCUCAUCAUUACUACUUCCUCAACUAAUAAAUAUGUUGUUCCUAAGAAUUCAUGCUGACCACGCAGUCCUCUCCUGCUUCCUGAACUGAUAUCCUAUUUUUAUGUGCGAACAGAGGACCACUGACCGCACAGACCACUGACCGUCAUGACCGCGGGGAUUGGCAAGUUUUCGUGAUUGAGGACAAUUUUUCGAUCUACAAGAAGAUCAAGAUUCAGCGUGCGUAGUGCUCGUCUCUUUUUUCCUAUUAAAAAAAGUUUCCCGCUCUAAAAAAAAAGAGACGAGCAGCACUACCAAGAGACGAGCACUACCUACUAGUCUUCUAUGUUUCCCGCUCUCAGAGAACACCCAAAGUUUUCCAAAGUUUCAUCGAAAGAAGAUGAAACAAAUGAUCUAUCGAAAGAAGACUAGUUUACUUGAUGAUCACUUUUCAUUUCUAGUGUGCUGAUCUUCGUCGACGUACUUACUUAGACCGACCAUAUAAAUCGAUUGGCAAUCGAAUAUAACUUGACGUUUUGGCCCACUUUUUUUGAGAAGCCUAAAGUAAACCCUAAGACAUUUUACCUUGCUUUUUAGACACUCGUGAGAAGAGAGACGACUAUAAACACUUGAAAAAGGAAGGUGAGAGAAUAACUAUAAUUUGCACAGCAUCAACUGCCCUUUUAUCAUAUCGAGUCGAAAUUUGAAUAAUUGAAAGUUUUGGCCCAGAUGAUUUGACCCUUUAUAAAUUGGUAUCUAUUUUUGGUUUGAUUCACAUUUACCUCUGACUGUAACUAAAGCACAUAAACGUACUUUUUCUGUACUGCAUCUAAAAGAGAAGGUUGAGAGUCUGUCUUUUUAUACAGACGGAAAAAAAGGAAGACAAAAAAAACAAGAUGUCCUCGCAAGAACAGGACACCGAUGAAAAGAUACUUAUUAAUCGCUGACCAGAAGCAUGAUGUUGAUGGGCUUGCGCAGCCGCAUGAUGUUCAUCACGUUGUUGACGUUUAUCCGGUCCCUGAGAUGGACAACAGCCAGGAGGAGAUGACCCAGUCGGGGUGGGGAGGAAUCCUCCAGGCGGAGGAGCGAGAGGAGGAAGUACAGGAGCGCCUGGAUCUGGCCCUACAGGAGCGUCUGGAUCUGGCCCUACAGGAGCGUCUGGAUCUGGCCCUGCAGGAAACUGUCCUCUGCUGAAAAGUUAAUGGAGGAAUUGAAAAAGAAACGAAAUGACCUCAAUGCGUUUUUCGAGACGGCGAUGGCCCGCGUGAAGAAGGAUACGAAUAUAAGCAAAGAUAUACUGGGAAAAGAAUUACGGUACGCCAUUGAUGGUAUGUACGAAAUGACUGACAAAUUUCUUGACAACAAGGUGGGGAGCGAAUUAUGUCUAGGAGAAAGAGAGAUGCUCAGACGCUUCAGAGACAAGGAGCUUAACCCGCGUGAAAAGUAUUUGCGAGAAUGCGCUGCAAAUUUAAGGGAAUGAAUAUAAAACUAAAUUAAUUUGUGACCCUGAAAAAGACUCAUUCGACAGAGAGCAUGGACAUGGAGUAGAGGCCUGACAGAAGAAGAUCACACUUUUUCUGUCUCGGCAACUCUUCAAGGGCUCUGACUCCCGAGAAUGGAAGUCUUCAGUCUUUUUUGAUUUCAUAUCUCAUUCUGUCUGAGAAUGAGGUAGGUGGGAAAACGUCAAACAAAAAAGAAAGCUUCUUCUAGCACUUGUACUUGAAAGAUAGUACGAUAAGAAAGCUUCUAGCACUUGUACUUGAAUAAAGCUGGUUGCACUAGUAUCAAAGGAGAAUCCUCUCUCACUUUCAAAAAUGAAGAAAAAUUUUAUCAAACACACUACUCAGCAGGCUAAGAAUGAGCUGCAACUAGACCUCUACCCAUGCCAGCGAUUGGAGGGCUUUGGAGGCUCUAGAAAAGCUCUUUCAAACUUUCAACUCUUGGCAAAUGUUGCAAGGUUUGACUUUCUGGCGUAGGUGAAAUUAAGAAAGCUGAGGUGAUAGUACGAG